This is a messenger RNA of Daldinia childiae, 2361 nucleotides long. RefSeq lists its product as uncharacterized. Lineage: Eukaryota; Fungi; Ascomycota; Sordariomycetes; Xylariales; Hypoxylaceae. The record is from RefSeq and is a predicted model, not a curated record. The transcript has a single exon. The coding region runs from base 1 to 2361 and encodes 786 amino acids.
AUGGCGUCCGGCGAAGACGAACCGAUGCGUGAUGCUUCAAUUUCCGAGGCCCCUCCUAUAGCAAGUCAGCCCGCGCCCGCACCCGCAUCCACGGCGAAACCCCGCCGUCGGUUUGCCCCCCAGCUUGUUGAGGAAUCUGUAAAGUCGUCAGCGAACAAAAGAUUAGACCUUCCUCUAAAGCCUUUAACAUUGACACCCCCGGAUUCGACGGUUAACUCGACUAGACGACCUACGAGGGACGCUUCAGUUCAGGUGAGCGACAUUGAAAUGCCGGAUGCGCCACCGGUCAAACCCAUUCGGCGCUUUGCUCCAGUUCCAAUUGAGACGACAUUCGACUCGUACAGGGUGAGCAACAGUAGUAUUAGGAAAAAUCCCGUCGGCCCGACUGCAGAAUUAACACCGGACCCUUCGCCAACAUCCCCAUACGCACCGGCGUUCCUAGAAGGGGAAAACAAAGAAGAUCAGAGACAAUCCGAACAAUCGCAAAAGAAACCCAAGAGAAAGUUUGCCCCGCAAUUGAUUGAGACGACAAGAAGAUCCAAAAAGGCAGAUCAACCAGGCCCCGCCACUAAGCCAAUAGAUAAGACGGAUAUCACUCCUGGUACAAAUCAUAUCUAUGCUCCGAAGCCAAAGCGAAAAGCUGCACCUAGGCCUGCUGUUUCAGGUAUAUCGAAUGCUACCGGCGAUGGUGAUGGCUAUUUAACACCACGGAGGCAGCAGUCUAUGAAGCCGCAUCCAAAUACUCGAAGAAGCACGCGACAAUCGUAUACUCCCGAUCUCGAUACUAUAUUAUCAUCCGAGUCGGAUAAGUCUUCUGAGGAGAAUGACGACGAUGAGGAUACACCAGUUAUCAAUAUUGGGGUUCCGGCUCUUUCUAACGGAAACCCGGAACAGGAUGAUGACGAUGUUGGUAGCGAUUCGUGGAGUAGCAGGCGUUACCAUGUCCGCGAGAGGAGAGAGUCGUGUGACGAGGAGUUUUCGGGCUAUCUAUUAGCGGUAGCCGCUAGGGAGGCGCACAGACAACGCGAGCUCGAAGCGGCUAUGGCUGCAUUCCCCAACGGUGUACGACCCGAGGGUGUGGAACAUUUCCUCGUUAGAGAUAAUUCCGAGGAUGAGGAUCCCCUUGCCCUAGAUGAACGAUUAAGGCAUGGAACCUCACAGCUUCUACGACGCAAGGAGUCGGACCCGGGCUGGGCCGUUAAGGAAAUGCGAGCCCAUGCCGAAAAGCUAGCUCAAAUCAACCAAGAGAGGAUGAAUAUUGACGAAGAGCUGGAUCACGUUGAUAUACCUCCUCCUCCAGCAGACCCGUUAUGGACAACAUCCGCGUUCCGAACAUCUCUUGAUGAAAAUAUGAGAGAUGCUCCAAGCCCAAUCAUAAACGCGCAUUCACCGGCUCUAUUAGCCAGGGUAGAUUCGCAUCCUCGCGCAUCCUCGCCCGUGGUCCUCCCACCAGAACCUGGCUUUCAUGCUAGCCCAUUUGGUAUCCCUUUUGCCUUUCGUAAUAAUGAGCCCGAAGACCCUCAGAUGCGGAAGAUGCGCAUAGCUGCCUCGCCGCCUAUGCUUGGUGGUGGUCUACAGUUCCGCAUGUGUCCUAGCCCAAAGUCGACACGUAUGGAGCCCAGUCAUCAGUAUUGCAACCUUGAGAAGCCUGAACGGCGAGAUGCUACGGGGGCCACAGGGCUAUGGCGUGGCUACUGUUCUACGAAGGCCAACGACGCCGUAGAGAUGACACACCCAGGACCCCAUCUACUCAUGACACCGCAAGAGCCAAAUUCCCCGCAUGACCCUUUCUCCGCCGCUUUUACCGCAUCUAUGAGCAUUAGCGGUGUCAUAAGCGGUGCACAGUCACCUGGGGCUACGUCCCCGACAGGCAGAGGCUUUCAUGUGCUCUCGGGAUUGGAUGAACGGCUAAAAAAGGCGAAGGCACGCAAGGAAUUUGAGGAGCGCAUCGCGGCCGAGUUUGAUGAUGCCUUCGUUACGCAGGUUUACAACUAUCUCAGUCUCGGAUAUCCCGCUACUGCACGUGCCUUUGAUGGUGAACUGAGUAAGAUCAGCGGCAUCGACAUCGUGGAAUUGCGCAAGGAUGAUCACAUAAAAAUCGAGAAAGGUUUCAUGCUGCAAAUGGAGAUGAGCGUCCCCAAGGGUAGUUCAAUGACCGACUCCGACAGCGGCGAGGAGACACCACUGCGUACGCCUGAGGAGGACGAGAGAAGAACUCGCAGGAGAGCGAAGCCACCUCGGUGGAUAGCAUUGAAGCUUUAUAUACGCGAGUGGGCACGCCAGCACCCCGUUCUUAAUGACUCUGGGACUGGUGAGAUGGCCUGGGGUGUCAGGGCUAGGAGAGGCAGUUGGGCUAUCUAG